Molecule: messenger RNA, 1563 nt
Organism: Megalopta genalis
Lineage: Eukaryota; Metazoa; Arthropoda; Insecta; Hymenoptera; Halictidae
Source: RefSeq, a predicted model, not a curated record
UCGUGCCAGAAACAUCCGUCAGAGCCGCGGAGCUCUGUGGCCUGCUGGAGUCUCGAACUGUACGCGGCCUGCACACUCAGCCAGUUAGCUCCAGCUUAGGCGACACGGACACCGGCUGCGUAACCGUAACCAGCCCCAGGCCCCGUCGAUCGCGUCUAACACGGUGUGCAGCAGCCGUCCCGAAGAUCGGCUCUCCCGAUGGAGAGCUGGUUGCCAGUGAUUGUGUACCGGAGUGCCGUGUAUUCGAAGUGGUGAACACACUCUGCGCCUCGCCUCUGAUGGUUCGGGGAGAUCGCGGACUCGGGUGAUCCUCUCGGGGGGCGACGUUCGCCGGUAAUCGACUGUCGCAGGAUGUGUGCUCGCGGUGCAGGGAACUGAGUGUCGCGCGAGCGAUCGGAUCCGGUGUGUUCGUUCCCGGACAUGUUACGCGUCGAUUAGAUCGCGUUCUCGAUCGAUCGGACAGCUCCCGCCAGACGUCGCGAGUGCCAGUUGGCCGAGUAAACGGCGAACGGAAAGGAAAUAUCGGCAGUGGAUCGAAAGUGUUUCUAGCCGUUCGAGCGACACCCGAAGCGGGUGGUAGCAGGGAUGCGGCGGACCUGACUCCGCGUAGCCCGCUCGUGAUCCUGCCGACCCACCGAAGCGCGUCUAUCCGCCAAGCGUACGAUAAUCGUACGAUGAUGCCGCUCGCGCCGACGCCAAUCGUACCGGUGCCCUCGAAGCCGAAGAUCGGCUUCAGCAUCGACUCAAUCGUGGGCGGCGGAGGCCAGGGCGGUCGGGAGGACAGAUUGGACCGCCUGGAGCGGGUCGAGAUCGAGAGGGAUGGCAGCCCGAUGGACGUCGAGGGCUCCUCGUCGCCGCGGAGUCGUCGGGUCACCGCCAGAUCGCCCGGCGCCCAUUCCGAGGGCUCCGACAGGCCCGUGUCACGGAGCUCCUCCAUAGAGUCGUACCCGAACUCGCGGAGGACGCCCUCCCACAGUCUGCAUCACCAUCACGGCAACCACCACGGCCAUCACCAUCACCUGACCGCCGCCACGCACCUGGACUUCAGCAGGACGACGGUGCACAGCCACAGCGGCGGCUCCACGCCCAACAACAGCCCCAGUCCGCCCCACAGGAUAUCGCACGGCGACUCCCCCGUCGGCGCGCACCCUCAGCCGCCCCCGGGGGUCGUCCGACCUAGUCCCAACUAUCUCGCGCCGCCGCCGGGCGCGGCGACCGCGGCCGCCGUAGCCGCGGAACAGCUGAAAUCGCUGUACGGCCUACCCGGACACGGCCCAUCGGGCCCGCAGACCGGCCAGAACGAGUAUCACACGCAACAAUUGGCGCUGGCGGCCAAUCUGGCCGCGGCCCAGCACUUCCAAGCGGCGAACCUCGCGGUCGCGCUACAGGCCCACCAUGGCGCGUCGCCCCAUGGACCGCCGCACGGGCCCUACCCCCAUGGCGGCGCGCCCGGCGGACCCCAUCCGCCGCCGCAUCCUCAUCAACCGCCCAGAGAUAGUUACCCGCUCUACCCCUGGCUGCUCUCCAGGCACGGGCGCAUCUUUCCGCACCGGUUUCCUGGAG